Molecule: messenger RNA, 5676 nt
Organism: Oncorhynchus gorbuscha (pink salmon)
Lineage: Eukaryota; Metazoa; Chordata; Actinopteri; Salmoniformes; Salmonidae
Biological process (GO): DNA integration
Molecular function (GO): RNA-DNA hybrid ribonuclease activity; nucleic acid binding
Source: RefSeq, a predicted model, not a curated record
AUGUUGGUGGCCACUUCCUUACAAGGGGCAGAUGCACCGACGAGCCACCACCAGGAGAUGGCGCCAAAACCAUUUCCCUCUGCCCCGCCAACACCUGUGCCCUCAACAACCCAACAGCUUUACCCAGUCCUGACAAAUUUGCCUCCACCCUAUACUGAAGAAAGGAGAAGGGCCGGGCCCGCGGUAACACAGGCCCCUGUGUUCAUUGUGAAAGAAGGAGUACUCAGUGGGGAUACGUUAAUCAAAGGGGGCCACUUGGAGUGUGAAGAAUUUAAACCUGGCCCACAGGCCUCCUCCACACCUGGGGGUGCACAAAUGUGCACACCAGGCCCAUCUGACAUGCAUGCCCCUCGAUCUAUGCGAGAACAGCGCCACCCCAGUGGCCACACGAGAAAUCCAUCCAUAGAUGGAGCAUGGGGCAACGGGAGCAGCUUGAAGUCAAAGGGGAGGGAUACCCCCACCUCCCGCACAUCCAGUGUAUACGGAGAACAUAAAGGGGGACCAAGGAGCGACAUUCGAAAGGAAUAUUUCACAAGUGGCCGUAUACCAGACGAAGAUCUAAUGUCUUUCAGCGAACCGGAAGAACAGGGAGAAGAUGAUAUGGAACUACAAGAGGAAGACGUUCCCCUCAUGUCUGCAGGUGUAUGGGAGGCGAAAACCCAACUUAAACUCAUGGAAGAGGUUACAGCAGAAACGGGUGAAGCAGUCCUGUUACAAGGGAUUUUUAAGGGAAAAUCAACCCCCGUUCAAACGGCAGUAAGACAGUCGCAGCGCAUCAUAGAUAGACAAAGGAGAAUAGGAGAAGGAGAAGCGAAAAAACAACAGGAGCUGUAUCAAAUGCCACUCAGGAUGGAUGACACAUCCAACCGAGAGGAAUACGUUGCCUGGAAGAUGCAAGAUUUAACGGCCCUGGUGGAACAGCUCCCGAGCUUACAUGGGGGGGCCUCAGCCUGGCUGCUCCAGCUACAAUCCUUAACUUCCGGGGUCCGGCUUGCCCUGGGGGACAUGAAAGCCUUAUUGGCUAGGUCAACCGACUACACGACCAUGAUGACCAUAAUAAACACAGCAGGACUGGGAUCCCAUGGGGCUUCAACAGAACCUGAAAAAUAUAGGGGAGCAUUGUGGGAUGAGCUGAGAAGGGCAUAUCCCACCGAGAAAAACUAUGACACCCUUACCUCGUUCGCUAUGGAAGACGGGGAGCAGGCAGCUCGAUACCUGGACAGGGCAAAGACAACCUGGAGAUCAGUGCAUAUUGAACCCCAUGACCAGAGCGGUACCACUCUCAGCAUGUGGAAGGAGAUGGUGGUGAAUGGGACACCAACAGAGGUGAAGAACAAGCUUAGGGCCACAGUGGGGCUGAUGGCCUUGUCCACUGCUCAAUUCAACUCCCAUGUACACCAUCACAUCUCUCAAUACAAUAAAGACAAAGGCACGGCUGAUUCACAAGUACAAUCGCUGCAACUCCAGUUGCUCAAACUACAAUUAAAUGAAGCCCAAAAGAUCGCGAAACCAAAAAAGCAAAUGGUGGUGGAAGACCCCACGGAUAUAGCUAAGAUUGUAUCCCAGACCAUAAAUCAGAUGUUGGUGACCGUUCCAGUACCACCAACCCCCGCACAGGCACCGGUCGAGUACCCUCCAACUCCAGGAGCCAACUACGGAUAUGGGGGUUAUGAUCAGCCAAGGUUCUCCAACCCCCCGGGACCAACAUGGGGGGGGCCGACACGAGGGGAGGAGAGGUGGACAACGGGGAAGAGGAGCCCCAUGGUACCCAGCCACUGCCCAGGGAUAUCCACCAGCCCCUGCCCAGGGAUAUCAACCAGCCUACAACCCAGCGCCUCCUACCGGCCCCACCUUCCAGGGGAUAUCCGAGGGAUACCCACCAUGGGAAUGAAGCUGCCCACCACCACCAGUCGGGAGGUUCACUGGCUCAAAUGCUUACCAUCUGGACCUGGCACUCCUGCUAUCCAAUUUCAAUUCAACCAAUGGAGGAAGCUAAUAUACACCUUUCAGCCCUACAAGACACCACAGGCUGAGCUGCACUGCACUCUCAACGUCACUGACGACGAAGACACGCCUUAUACUCAAGAUUGGGAUGAAAACAUGAUGCAUCUUACCCCAGAAACACGGUGUCUCACCAUUGUGUGCGGCCCUGAGGGGGUGGCAGCCCCAGUCAUACUCCCACAACAUAUUAAACCUUGGUAUCAACUGGGACCGGACUCUUCUCCUCACGUGACCCUCGCAGUGGGAAAUGGACAUGAGGCCCGAAGUCUGGGUCCAAUGAUAAAAAGGGCCUCGAAACUCACUUGGGAAGUGACUAAUACACCAGGCCUGUUGAAGGCAACCACCGAAGAGAUGUGGCGUCUGACUAUGGUGGACACGGAAGAACGGUGCCAGCCUGAGCGUUUCACUCUCCCCAGGCACCACGGAAAACCAUAUUCUGAUCACCCUUCCUCCCCUGCUGUCUUGAAUUCCAUUGACAAGGCAAUAUGGACAACCACACCAUUUGACGUGGGAAAGAUACAGGUCCAACCAGUGCGCAUUACCCUAACUAAUCCAGCACAAGUACCAAUAUUUCGAACCCAAUAUCGACUGAAGCAUGAACAGACGGAGGGGAUCAGACCCACUAUUGAAGGCCUCCUGGGAGCUGGAUGCAUAUACAGGACUUUAUCACCCUGGAACACCCCCAUACUGCCGGUUCUGAAGGCAGAUGGAGAAACAUACCGGAUGGUACAGGAUUUCCGAGCGGUGAAUGAAGUUACCACACCCAUUGAUCUCCCUGUUCCCGACCCACACAUUACUCUGAGCAACCUGUCACCCAAGCAUCGGUACUUCACCGUGGUGGAUUUGGCAAAUGCUUUUUUACUGGAUGAGGCUUCCCAGCCGCUGUUUGCCUUUACCUACGAGAAUCAGCAAUUUACUUAUUCCGUACUUCCUCAAGGCUACACUUCUUCCCCUGGAAUCUUCAAUUAUAUCCUGAAGACACACCUGGCAGAACUGAAAAUCCCGGAAGGAGUAAUACUCAUACAAUAUGUAGACGAUCUGUUGCUGGGGGCUCCCAACUCAGACCUUUGUCUGGAGAUGACCAAAACCUUACUAGAUUUUCUGGCAGUAAAAGGAUACAAAGUCAAGAGGUCGAAAGUCCAAUCAUGUAGACGAACCGUUCUGUUCCUGGGAAGGGAAAUCUCAAGCGAGGGAGCAGGCCUCUCCAAAUCACACCGAGACUCAAUCCUACAUCAUCCCAGGCCCAUUACUGUUUCAGGAAUGCUCUCUUUCCUGGGGUUGACGGGAUAUAGCCGCACUCACAUCCCAGACUAUACUGAAAGAACUGAACCCCUGAGAGAGAUUGUUCGAGAAGCUGGCCCAAGAAACCUACAGGCCCCACUUAUAUGGACUCCUGAAGCUUCAACGGCGUUUGGGCUCCUGAAAACUGACCUGUCUGUGGCUGCUGCUCUCACGGCACCAGACUACGGUAAAACAUUUCACCUGGAUGUUUCUGAAAAGGAAGGCUUUGCAUCCGCCGUCCUUUUUCAGAAACAUGAGGGGGAGAGAAGAGUACUCAUGUACCACUCGUCAAAACUUGACCACAUUGAAACCGGCCAGACCGCCUGUUCCAGAUACGUUGCGGCGGUAGCCAAGGCGAUUGAGAAGACAGCCCAUCUGGUAAUGUGCCACAAGAUGCAAAUACAUACCCACCACGGGGUGGCAGCAUACCUCAUCAGCAAAGAAUUUACUUUCAGCGCGGACAGAAAAAACAAAAUCCAGAACAAAUGCACCCAGUCUCACAUCACUUUUGUGAACACCGACAAGAACAUGGCAGAUGCCCUCAACGCUGAGGAGGGCCUAGCACACUCCUGCCAAGAGAGGGCAGCACAAGAGCUCAAAUUAAGACCAGACCUGGAAAAUGAACCAUUGACAUCACCAGACCUAUGGCUGUACACAGACGGAUGUUGCUACAAGGGAGACACAGGUAACAUAGCUGCCUAUGCAGUCGUACAACAGCUGCAUGACAAAACACAUGUCACGUUGAAAUCAGGAAUUGUCCCCCAACCAGCAUCAGCACAACUUGCGGAAAUUGUGGGUCUGACUCAAGCUCUAGAGAAAGCCGAAGGUAAAACUGUAAACAUUUACACGGACUCGCCAUAUGCACACGGAGCCGUGCACAUAGAUGGACCACAAUGGGUUAGGCGCAACUUUACCACCACAGGUAACCUACCCAUCAAGCACAGAGCCCAAAUGGAACGUUUGAUACAUGCCGUAUCCUUACCAAAGACAGUGGCCAUAAUGAAAUGCCGUGGCCACCAAAAACUGACCAGCAGAAUCAAUCAUGGUAACGAUGCAGCAGACCUAGCAGCUAAGGCCGCAGGAGGCUACAGCCCUCGACAGAUGGUGCUCGGGAUAGAACCGGCAAGGACUGAACUGACAAGUCAACACAUACUAGAACUACAGGAAGAGGCAGGCCCUUACGAACAUUCGGUUUGGACACAGAAGGGAGGCUCUAAAGGACCAGACGGAAUAUGGAGAUGCCAUGAUGGCCGACUGGUGGCUCCAGCAAAUCUCUGUCCAGAACUGAUAAGGGAAGCCCACGGACUCACCCACGAAGGAAAACUCAGAACUCUCCAGAAGGUUUCGUACAUAUGGUGGCACCCCCACAUGAAGGACAUGACAGAUCUAUUCUGUGACGAAUGCAACAUAUGUGGGAGCUACAAUCCAAAGAAGCCUUACCAAACCCCAAUGGGAGCCUACCCAGUGCCAAACGCAUGUUUCCAAGACAUCAGUAUAGACUAUACCGACAUGGGAGAGGACAAUGUAAAGUACGGGAAGAGAUAUUUGCUAGUGAUGGUAGAUAGAUUUUCUAGGUGGGUAGAAGCAAUUCCAACAGCUAAGGAGGAUGGGAAGACAGUCAUUAAGUGGCUACAGUCAGAACUAAUACCUAGAUAUGGGGUCCCUAGACAAAUCCGAAGCGACAAUGGGUCCCACUUCGCCAACAAACACCUGAGACAGGUGGAGGAGAGGUUCGGCAUUAUACACAAGUUUGGUUCCGUGUAUAAGCCGCAGGCCCAAGGCCUUGUGGAGCGCUGCAACCAAUCUCUUAAGUGUAAGAUAGCCAAAGUGUGUGCUGGUACAAAACUGACAUGGGUGGAGGCCCUGCCACUGGCGUUGAUGGCCAUGAGGUCAUCACCAGGGGCAGGGACUCAUCUUUCACCCCACGAGAUAAUGACAGGAAGAGUGAUGCCAGGUCCACCAAGAGAGGGAGGUCAUAUGCCCCCUCUUGAUGUGCACCAGAUAGGUAUGACUGACUAUGUAAGAAAAUUGACGGAACUGUCUGCAGCUCUAUCCAAACAGAUACACAGAGUCCAUGAGGGGGAGCUGACGGGAGAUCCAGAGCAGCCAAGGGUAAAGGUCGGCGAUUGGGUAAGGAUCAAGGUCCACAAAAGAAAGUGGGCGGAUCCCAGGUGGACUGGACCGUACGAAGUGAAGGAGGUUACUUCACACUCAGUCCAGGUCAAAGGUAAAUCGGGCGCACCUUGGCACCACUUGACUCAUUGUACCCCAGCACCGACUCCUUCCAGAACUUUGACUGAAGUCAGGGUCGAUUUGAGCGACCUAAAUUUGAUUCCAACCACAGAUCCCUUAGUUGGUAAGGAUGUGGGAGCAACUCCCCAGCUCACCAACUAA